CAUUUAAUUCCGACGUCUUUCAAACCUCGAAAUUCGACCUGUUACAAUUUUCCACAUCUCUUCUAUGACUGUACCGAGUAUCCAUUUAUAGUACAUACGUACAAUUUUCGUUGCGUUUAAGAUUUCACCUAGCACAACUAACGUGCAAAUGCUUACUCACAAAUCAGAUAAAUUUCUGUAUUUCCGGUCAAAUCGACUAAACACGAAAAGGUAAAAUUUGAAACCUACUACUUAUAGGUGUUCAAUCGAACGUGUUUGCUGCUGUUGGACGUUCAUCUGUCACCCAGACCCUCGACAGUCAAGAUGGAUGAUUCCGAACUGGAGAGCCUGCGCUCAAAGAGAAUGGCCCAGAUGCAGUCGGAACUUGGUGGAUCGCAAGCCGACAAUCCUGAGAAGCAAAAACAAGCGGAACAGCAGCGUCAGGCGGUUGAAGACAUGAAACACUCAAUACUUACCCAAGUAUUAAACCAAGCUGCUCGAGCAAGACUGAACACUUUGAUGAUUGGUAAACCAGAAAAAGGACGCAUGGUAGAAAAUAUGUUACUUAGAAUGGCACAGUCUGGACAGAUUGUUAAUAAAUUAGGAGAAGAUGAACUUAUUGGUUUGUUAGAACAAGUGAACAGUCAAAUGCAGUCACAAGAACGCAAAACUACUGUCAAGUUUGAUCGAAGAAGAGCUGCUCUUGAUGAUUCUGAUUCUGAUUUCUAACACUAAAUUAUUUUAACUUUAAAACAUUACUUUAUAUAUAUAUAUAAUUUUGUACUAACGCGUAAGUAUCUAUUA
Messenger RNA from Diuraphis noxia (Russian wheat aphid), 783 nucleotides. RefSeq names its product programmed cell death 5 (gene PDCD-5). Gene Ontology annotation, molecular function: DNA binding. The record is from RefSeq and is a predicted model, not a curated record. NCBI's taxonomy places the organism in Eukaryota, Metazoa, Arthropoda, Insecta, Hemiptera, Aphididae. Gene Ontology annotation, cellular component: cytosol; nucleus.